This is a messenger RNA of Bathycoccus prasinos, 1695 nucleotides long. RefSeq lists its product with no specific name. The coding region runs from base 1 to 1695 and encodes 564 amino acids. NCBI's taxonomy places the organism in Eukaryota, Viridiplantae, Chlorophyta, Mamiellophyceae, Mamiellales, Bathycoccaceae. The transcript has a single exon. The record is from RefSeq and is a predicted model, not a curated record.
AUGGUGGUGAAACUUCCAUUAUUGCGAUUUCACGGCGUUUUUGUCCUCUUUUCUCUUUUGUUCGUCUCGUCGUCUGCUUUUGUUGCCGAGUUUGAGGAGGAGGAGGAGGAUUCAAAGAAUACGUUUUUGAGGAGGAGUGGUGGUUUUAACGAUGAUGAUGAAAAUGAUGAUGCGAAAGGUCGUCGUCAAAGUUUUCUCGGUGGUUCUUCUUCUUCUUCUUCUUCUUCAAACGCUGCUGAUGUGGGGAACAGAGCUCGAUGGUUGUUUGAACGAUCCGGGAACGUGCGGUGGUCGUUAAAAAACGAAGACGACGACGAGGAAACGACGAAAUCGUUCUCGUUGAAAGAUGUGAUUGGUGCGAGAUAUUCAGACGACAGAAGAGGACCGGCGAUGGAAGUAUACGAAUCCACCGGCGAAUUCGUGACGAUGGAACUCGUGUUUUCGAGAACAAAGAACAAGAAUCGAGCGACGAGGAGGAGUUUGGUAAACGUGGGAGGAAAAGGGGCAGAGGUUGGUAGAUAUUUUAGCGGAGACGGAAGGAUCAAAGCGGUGACGACGUCGUCGUCUGUUUCAUCCUCCGUAUUCGCGUUGCGAGAGGACGGGGAGGUUUUGGGAUACGAUGAAGAAAAGCCGGGGAACGUAAAGAACAUCACGAAACCAUUUCAAGAAAGCGUGAGCGUGCACUGCGCGAAGAAUAAGGAAGUGUUUACGCUCUUUCACGUGAAUAGAGAGAGUUCUGAACAUCAAAAAGAAAAGUUGUGCGCGAUGUGUUUGGAAACGAGACGAGCCGGAGGGAGAGUGAUUUAUAACGGGUUUUGUGCGGAGUUGAACGAGGACGACGGAAUAAAGGUAGAUGGCGACGUUUCGAGUUUUUCCUACAUAGUUUCUCGAGAAUACGAACCGAUAGCGUUCCAAGCGGUUGAUGAUUACGUGGUUGCUUUAGAGAGACAAAAGAAAAACGACGGAAUGUUUCGAUUACAAAUGUUCUCGAGCAAAGCGAUUUUAGUUUCCUCGAAACUGAAAUCACCGAUUGAACCGAUUUUGGCGUAUUCCUCGAAUAAUAAUAAUAAAGGGGUAGACGAUGAUCAGAUUAAAGUUCUCUCUUUAACUUACUCCAAGUUCAACGACGACGACGAUAUCGCUCCAAAUGCCGUACCGAAUACCUUGGGUAUCUUUACCCUCGGCGUCCCGAUUGGAACGACGACGAACCAAACAGACGCGAUAGUUCUCCGAAUGUUCAACGCGCGAACGGAAGACAUCUCAGCCACGUUGGCGAGUGCGCACGUCACCAUCAAAUGGACCCGGAUUCUCUUCGUCGUCUUGAUUACCAUAAUCGGCUGUUCCGCGAUGCUGUUAUGCGCGGCGUCUGCUUUCGUCGGAACGCCAAAACCAUUUUUGGAAGAAGACGUAGAAGCCAACGGCGACGUGGAAGAACAGUUACUCGAUUCCAUUCUAGAAGAAGAAGAAGAAGAAACAGAAGAAGAAGAAGAAGAAGAAGAAGAAAAACAAGACAAAAUAGUAGACAAUAACAGCGUUCUUAGCUCUAGCGACGCGCAAACACUCUCUCACGAAAAUGAAGAAGAAAAACAAGAAGAAAAACAAGAAGAGGAGGAAGAAGACGACACCGAUCGUCGUCUCGCCGGUGGCGUUCAAGCGUUCUUCGAGAGCUUUCUUUUUACUUCUUCUAAAAGCUGA